GUGGGAGGUGGUGGGAGGUGAGGCUGCAGAGAUGGAUGAAAAGGGCUUCACCCGUCUCCAUCAUGGGCUUUCUCAGGGGGCUGUGGAGCACCGGAGGUUUAAGUCAGAGAGGCCCGUGACCCCGAGCCCUUCAGUGCCCCUCUCUGCCGGAAGGAUGGUCUCUGGUCCUCUGCCUCCAGCCGCACUGGCAGAUGUCCUGGGGAAGGAGUCGAAGUACCCUGGCCCCAAGCCUGCGGAGCCGGGCGUGGGGUGGCUCCACGGGGCAUGAGUCUCCCAGGAGUUCAGCGGGCACAGCCCCGGGAACUCCCGCCCUCCCGGAACUCCCUGUGGCAUGCCCCCGCCUUCCGGGCUGUCCUUCCCGCCGCAGGAGUGCCUGAGUAAUUGAGGAGUGAGGUUCGAGCUGUUCUGUCAUUUUACAAACCAACCCUGAAACCCCGCGAGGGCAGUUUUCUUAGCUGGAAAGCAAAGCGUGCUGGCCUCCAGGUCGGCCUUGUUCCUGGUGACAGCAUGGGCCCGAGGUCAGCAGGAUCUGGCCUGUGUGGGUCCGUGUGGGGCUGAGGUGGCUUCUUUGCAUUGAGUGCCUACCGGGCCCCAGGCUCAUUGCUAAGCCUUUGUAUGCCUCUUGGUGCCAUUGUUAUCCUCACUUUACAAACAAGGAAACAGAGGAACAGAGAGGUUAAUAAACUUGCCCAAGGUCACACAGCUAGUAGGUGGAGAAGCCAGGUUCAGUCCCAGAUUGGCCAUGCUUCAAAGUCUCCACCUUUUCUGUACAGCAUAAUAUGAAUGCUGGGCUGAAUACUCAUUUGCACUUAUUUUGAACAUCUAAUAGAAUCGUGAAAUCUCUUAAUUUGUUAUUAGAAUGUAUGUAACUUAAGUCCUUUAAUUUUUAAAAAACUGUGACUACGCCCUUAACGAAAUGGAAAUUUUGAAAAUGUACCUAUGAUUCCAGUGCUCUGAAAGAACUCUUUACUUUUUUCCACAUUCCUUUCAAUCUUCAUCUUUUUUGACACAGUUUUUGCAUAAUUUGCACAGCAGGGUUGGCAAACUGCAGCCCACCAGCCAAAUGUUUGUGUAAACAAAGUCCCUGGAACGCAGCCACGCGCGUCAUUUACACGUUGUCUGUGACUGUUUUCACACUCUGGCUGCAGAUCUGAGUAGUUGUGACAGAGACCAUAUGGCUUGCGAAACUCCAAUUCCUUACUCUCCGAUCCUUUCCAGGAGAAGUCCGCCGGCCCCUGGUCCAGAGCACAGAGCUGUGCCGCCUGCUCCUUCUCUUUGGCCGCAGCAUCCUUCUGUGGUGUCAACCGUCACACUUCUCAUUGUCAACGGCCCAGAAUAUUCCACGGAAUGGAUAUCACAAACUUUUCUUAACCCUUUCCUUUUUUGCUGGACUGUUACAUUGCAUUUUUCCUUCCUCCAUACAACUGUCGCAAUGCAAAUUUAUGAUGUCUUUAAAACACUUAUCUAAGGCCUACUGCUUACCGGCGCUGUUCUGAGGACUUUACCAAUAUAACUCACUUAAUCCUCAGAUCAGCGACGAGGUCACAUUAUUAUUACCCCCAUUUUACAGAUGGGAAAGUGAAGUCAGAGGAGUUAAGUCCCCUCGGCUGAGGCCGUAUAGUGUUUCUGCAGCGAAGUUCGGUCUGAAUCUCCGAGGGAGGCUGGCUCCGGAGUCUCGGCAGCUGUUAGGAGGCGUCCCAGAAGAGGCAGGGUUUGUGCCUGUGUGUGAGGGCGGGGGGUCCAGGGCAGUGACUCAGCAGGAGGGAGCCCCACCCUGCCCGGCCCCACCUAGCCACCCAUGUCACCCUGGUUUGGUUUUUCUCUGGUCUUCCUUGUUACAAGCCAGGCAUCUAGGGCCACAUGACCACAGACUUUGUUUCUUUAUGGAAGAUGGCCCUGAAAAGAAGGCCACCGCUGAUGCUGAAGAGAGCAAUGAUGUGUCCUGGUCAGAAAAAUGCCGUUUGGGUGUAAUAAUACCAGAGGAGAUCGGGGCUUCGCUUUGUGGCCAGAGGGGUCAGGGCUUGCUCAACUGUUAAAUAAAUGAUCAAUUAGCAAAUGUUCUAGUUGCACUGAGAAAAACAACAAUAAAACAUGCAACAUAACUGUCCAGCAAAAUGGAAAUGAUUAAGGAAGUUUGUGACAUCCGCCCCAUGGAUGGAUAUUCUGAGUCAUUCUCGAUGACACAUGUUAAUGAUUACCACCAGCGCCUGCAUGCGGCAAGCUUGUUUUCAGUCCUCCCGGAGUCAGGGGGCCUUCGGGAAGCUGAUGGGACCUGCACAGCUCAGCGGGAGAACAAGCACUGCCUAAGAUUUCAGGGGGCUCAUGGGGCCCUCUCAGCCCAUCCAGGGGCCCCCGCACUGUGUCGGAGGAGGCUCUGGUCCACAGCCAUUUUGAAAAGUGGAUUUAGUGAGCGCUUCCCACAGGGCAUCUGUGAGCUGGUGGAUUCUGGAAGGUCUCAGGUCGAGAAAUGCUGUGUCUCAGAGACUCGGGGCUGGGAGGCAGCCCGUGAGUGUUGAGAGGACUCUGACCGCUGUGCCCAUCUUCCAGAGGGGAAGAGGGAGACUGAGCCGUCAGGCCACCCAGGAGUGCGCCACCUGGUCAGUUUGUUCCUCUCCAUGAUCUUCGGCAGCAACCACAGCGUCUGCUGCAGGGUGGGUGUUGAGACAAGAUUCAUCAUUAAAGGAUGGUCAAGCGUCCCCCAAGCUUGGACCAGAGGGAAGUCAGGCCUGGGGCGAUUCUGCGUUAGAGGAUGAGACGAGCCCAGCCCAGCUCUGCCUGCUCACUCGGGGUCCUUUGAGGACACGCCCUUCAUCUUUACCGGCCUCACUGGGUGGACUGAGAAGGCCCAAGGGGGAGUAGGAGGAGGGAGUGGGUUUGUCUUAGCUGUCAGUUCCCGGGAUCCCCAGCCUAAGGCCCCCGCAGCUGGGAUUGGUAUCCCUGUCUGGCCUGAUUCAUUUCGAGCCGUGUCCCCGAGAGGCCUCCUGGGGAGGCAUCGCCAGGCCCAUCAGCAGUAACCCCAAGCCCUGCAGGCCCCUUGGGCUCGUCCCCACCUCCAGCUCACUUUCUACGGAGGGGCUGGCUUGGGCUGGGCACCUUGUCAGUCUAGGCCGCUGGGGUUCACGCCCCUCCCCGCCUGCCUCUGCAGGUGUGUGAUGGGAAAUCCUGUUCUGACUCAAAAAGGAACCCACCCCCCCUUCUUUUGCCUUCCUGACUCACUUCCUCCUUCUGCUGACCAUUUUGCAGCAUGGCACAGGCGCUGCAGCCAGACGGGCCUGGGCCUGCUCCCGGCUCUGCGCCCCAGUAGCUGUCUGACCUGGCCAGGCAAGAUGGCCCCUCUGAGCCUCAGUUUCCCCAUCUGCAAGGUGGCGCCGUCAGCCCUGCCUCGGUGCUUGGUGGGUAAUGGGUGUACAGCAUCUGCCCUGCGCCUGUGCACAGCAGGUGGCCUCACAUGUAGGAACUUUUGGUGACAUUUUCCCCAACCCACAGGAACCUUCUUUGGCAUCCAAAGAUCAAGACCCAUGGUGACCUUGACACCCAUCCAGGGCAAUCACAGGGUCACAGAUGAGCCCAGGACGGGGACAGAGUAGCAGCAGGCAGGACCCAUGUCACCCACCGGAUAACUCUGGCUAUGGUAUGCGGCCGGUGCUUUGCCGGGAGAGGACCGUGAGGACGAGCUUUGAGCGCAGACACCGCGGGGAGGCUGGAGGCUGCUCUGGACAGCACAUCAGAUGCCUGCGCGUCACUCAGUUGUUGAGAAAGAAUCCUGUGACUUGAACACUUGGCUUUUUUUUUGAAGAGCAGGUUUCCAAACGAAGGAUGCCUUAGGGUUAAAUGGAGAUUUGCAAGGUGUUUCCUAGCUUGCGACCUAAGGUGACGUGUUGCAAGGAGCCUGCUUGGUGCAGGGUUGUUUCCAGAUGGUUGGUCAGAUGCUGCCCCGGCUGCUUGUGCGUCUGUCACUGACCAGAGCAUGUCUUUCCCUUGCUCACAGACCCUCACUGGCUCCCUAUUGCCCACAGACUAAAGCCGGUGGCCCCUUUGAAUCCGGUGCUGUGCAGGUCCCCCAGCCUGCCUCUCUCCAACCCUGCUUCCUUCCGUCUCCCGUUAGUUCCCAAGCCCACCCUGCCACCGGAACUUGGCCUCCCGUUUUCCCACCUCCCAGCUUUUGCUCAUGUGGGUCCAUCCACUUGGCAUGCCCUUUCUCACUUCUCAUCUUAUCCAGACCCUGCUCCUCCUCCACAUCUCAGCCAGGGUGUCCCCUCCUCCGUGAGCCCCCCCUGGGGUCCCCUCAUCAGCAUCCUCACUCCCCUCUCCAGGCUCCAGAGCUGCUUGCGUUCCUCUCCAUCGAGCGGCCAUAACAGCCUCACUGAGCGCUCAUGGUGACGCAGACUGGGAGCUGUGAGGCCCUCAGGCCCCCGCCUGGCCCUACUUUGGGCACAUCUGCGUGAUGAAGUCAAAUGGUCUGAGAUUUGACCCCUUGUCUCCCAACUGCCUGCUCUGGGACCUUGGGCAGCCAUGACACUGGUCUGAGUGUCCUCAUCUGUAGAAUGGAAGUGAAUAUUAAGACCUGCCUCUCACGUAGAGAAGAUAUUUUUAUUGUUAACUCAGCCAACGCUGUUGCACUGAAUCGAGUAGCUUCUCACGGGAGAGGGUCUGUUCCUCACAGGAAUUUCAGAUGCCAGACGAUGCCUCCUUGAGUUGAGACCCUGCUGCCCAAGGCCGUGUGAACGCUUCUGAGGGCCUCCCUCAGCCUAGCUUCCUCUGAGGCUGCCCAGGGUCGGCCUGCUUCCCACAGUGAUGCCAUCCCUGAGGCCAUGCCUCCUGCUCCCAGGCCGGCGCUGCCCCCAUCCCAUCGCGCUACUUGCAGCCCCUCUUUUGGGAGACAGAGUUUGCUUUCUGUUGGUUUCAUUGUUUGAUUUGAAAAUUUCAUGCCGUUUGUUCAUAUAAUGCCAGUGAGACCCAUUUGGACGCUGUGAGGGUGUGGGGCUCUCAGAAGCAGCCUGGUUGAAGGGGCUGGGUCAGCCACAGCUCUGGAGUCCAAGAGACCCGGGUUCAAACCCCAGCUCUGCCUACUGGGCAAUAACAGUGACCGGUUCUGAGAUUUUAAAGUCAAGUUAUUUCCCCUCUCUGAGCCUCAGUUUCCAUAUCUCUGCAGUGGGGACGGUGAUGACAACCUUCAAAGUUGCCUUAAGGAUCGAGUGAAGUAAUGACGCCCGGAGAGGGAGGAGCACAGGGACCGGCACCUAAUGCCUAAUGCUCAGUGACUGGAAGCCCGCAGGUGCAAUGACGCAGCAGCCACAGGAGGGUUUUGACAGGAGCGUGGAGGACGCGCGGCAGUGGAUGAAGGCUGUGCAGGAGCGGCUGCAGAUCAGCGACAACACCCAGGGACCACGUGCGGCCCUGGAGGCCAGGCUGCGGGAGACCGAGAAAAUAUGCCAGCUGGAGCCCGAGGGGCGCGUGAAGCUGGACCUGGCGCUGCGGGCGGCCGAAGCCCUCCUGGCAUGCUGCCCCGAGGACCAGAAGCCAGAGAUCCUGGCCCGGCUGAGGGACAUCAAGGCCCAGUGGGAGGAGACCGUCACCUACAUGACUCACUGUCACAGCCGCAUCGAGUGGGUGUGGCUGCACUGGAGCGAAUACCUGCUGGCCCGGGAUGACUUCUACCGCUGGUUCCAGAAGAUGGUGGUGGCGCUGGAGCCGCCCGUGGAGCUGCAGCUGGGCCUGAAGGAGAAGCAGUGGCAGCUGAGCCACGCCCAGGUGCUGCUGCACAACGUGGACAACCAGGCCGUGCUCCUGGACCGGCUGCUGGAGGAGGCGGGCUCCCUGUUCAACAGGAUUGGGGACCCCAGCGUGGACGAGGACGCCCAGAAGAGGAUGAAGGCAGAGUACGAUGCAGUGAAGGCCAAAGCCCAGGACAGGGUGGACCUGCUGGAGCAGGUGGCCCGGGAGCAUGAGCAUUUCCAGGCAAGUGUGGAUGAGUUCCAGCUGUGGCUGAAGGCCGUAGUGGAGAAGGUGGCCGGCUGCCUGGGGCAGAACUGCAAGCUGACCACCCAGCACCGCCUCUCUGCGUUGCAGGACAUUGCCAAAGAUUUUCCCAGGGGCGACGAGUCUUUGAAGAGGCUGGAGGAACAGGCCGUGGGGGUCAUCCAGAAUACCUCUCCUUUGGGUGCAGAGAAGAUCACUGAGGAACUGGAGGAGAUGCGGAAAGUUCUGGAGAAGCUGCGGCUCCUCUGGGAGGAGGAGGAGGGGCGGCUGCAGGGCCUGCUCAAGUCCAAGGGGGCCUGUGAGCAGCAGAGGAGGCAGCUGGAGGCCGAGCUGGGAGAGUUCAGGAAGGGCCUCCAGAGGCUGGCGGAGGAGGGCCUGGAGCCCCAGGCGAAGGCGGGGACUGAGGACGAGCUGGUGGCCCGCUGGAGACUCUACUCGGCGACACGGGCGGCGCUGGCCGCGGAGGAGCCCCGGGUGGACUGGCUGCAGGCGCAGCUGAAGGAGCUCAUCGCCUUCCCGCAGGACCUGCAGCCGCUCUCGGACGGCGUCGUCGCAGCCAUCCAGGAGUACCAGAGCAUGAAGGGAAAGAGCACCAGGCUGCGGAAUGCCACGGGGACGGAGCUGUGGCAGCGUUUCCAGCGGCCUCUGCAGGACCUGCAGCUGUGGAAAGCCCUGGCCCAAAGGCUCCUGGAUGUUACCACCAGCCUGCCAGACCUGCCCUCCAUUCAUACCUUCCUGCCCCAGAUUGAGGCGGCCCUGGCCGAAAGCUCCCGCCUGAAGGAGCCGCUGACCAUGCUGCAGCUGCGGAAGGACCUGCUGAGCAGCGUCUUUGGCCAGGAGAGAGCCACGGCCCUGCUGGAGCAGGUGGCGAGUUCCGUGAGGGACAGAGACCUGCUGCUCAACAGCCUUCUGCAGAGGAAAAGCAAACUGCAGAGCUUGCUCGCUCAGCACAAAGAUUUUGGGGCUGCUUUUGAGCCCCUGCAGAGGAAGCUCUCAGACCUACAAGUCAGAGUCCGAGCCGAGAAUGGGCUCCAGCGGGACCUUCCUGGGAAGCAGGCCCAGCUUUCGAGGUUGCAGGGGCUGCAGGAGGACGGGCUGGACCUGGGGGUGCAGGUGGAGGCCGUGAGGCCUCUCAUCCAGGGGAACUCCAACCACCAGCACAAAAUGGACCAGCUCUCUGCCGACUACCAGGCCCUGCAGAGGUUUCUGGAGGACCUUGUGGACGGGUGCCAGCAGAGCGUGCGGGAGCAUUGCACCUUCAGCCACAAGCUGCUGGAGCUGCGGCAGUGGAUAGCAGUGGUCACUCAGAAGCUGGAGUCACACCUGGGGGACACAGGCCUGUGGGAUGCUCAGGCCCAAGAGGCCGAAGUCGAGAGGCUGCUGGCUGAAUUCCCAGAGAAGGAGGCCCAGCUGCCCCUGAUCAAAGCGCACGGCUGGCUGGUGAUGGAGAAGUCUUCUCUGGAAGGGGCCGCUGUGGUCCAGGAGGAGCUGGAGGAGCUGGAGGAGGCGUGGCGGGCCCUGAGGCUGCUGGAGGAGAGCCUGCUGAGCCUCAUCAGAAACCGGCAGCUACAGAGGACGGAAGUGGAUUUGGGGAAGAAAACGAUUUUCACCAACAACAUCCCGAAGCCUGGGUUUCUCAUCACCCCCACGGAUCCUAUUGCCAGGUAUCGCCGCCAGGCAGGUCUGCUCCAGGAAGAAGGGGGCAGCCAGGAAGAUUUCUCCCAGCUCCUGAGGAACUUUGAGCAGUGGUUGCAGCUGGAAAAUUCCAAGCUGGUUAGAAUCAUCGCCAUGAGAACUGCCACAGCCAAGGACUUGAGGACCAGAGAGACGAAGCUGCAGGAGCUGGAGGCUCGGGUACCAGAAGGUCAGCAUCUCUUUGAGAACCUCCUUCGUCUCGGGCCAGCAAGGGAGACCUCGGAGGAGCUGGAGGACCUGCGCUACCGGUGGAUGCUGUACAAGUCCAAACUCAAGGACUCCAGCCACCUGCUGACACAGAGUUCUCCAGGGGAGACGACGGGAUUCCAGAAGCUGCCUACACGCUUGCCAGCUCAGUGCCACCGGAUCUGUUUGCCUGCACACCCAGACACGUGAAAUGUAAUUGCUUUUCAAGUUGCUUUGGGCCGUGAGUUGACUCCGUUCCUGUGUUGGCCCGGGAAAGAGAUGCAGUCCCACCUGAGACCACCUUCGAGUUGGGGAAGAGAUUUGCAAAUGCUGCUGUUUGUCUGGGUAAAUGAGGGCAGGGCCCAGGUGCCAAUUUGCAGGAGAGUGGAGCAAAUUCCACCCGUGCACUGCAUGUUGUGGCCUCGGGGGUAUCGAUCCAGAUGUUGAGCGACCCAGGAGUGGCAUUUUAUUUACUUGACCAUAUUUCAUAGGUCAUAGGUUUCAAGCCUCAUAAUUUUUCACACUUUCCCGUCUCUGGAUUUGGGGUGUCUCAUUGCAAUCUAGUUCUUCCUGCAAGGAUUUGGGUUGGCUUCCUUUCACAGCCCAGGACACUACCCACCUGAGAUUUCUUUAAAUUAAAAUGCUGUGCUUGCGGA
Molecule: messenger RNA, 8516 nt
Organism: Equus caballus (horse)
Lineage: Eukaryota; Metazoa; Chordata; Mammalia; Perissodactyla; Equidae
Source: RefSeq, a predicted model, not a curated record